Cladophialophora yegresii CBS 114405 is the source of this 264-nucleotide messenger RNA. RefSeq lists its product as uncharacterized. Lineage: Eukaryota; Fungi; Ascomycota; Eurotiomycetes; Chaetothyriales; Herpotrichiellaceae. The record is from RefSeq and is a predicted model, not a curated record. Bases 1 to 264 code for a protein of 87 amino acids. The transcript has a single exon.
AUGGACCCACGGGCACCUUUCGCCUGGGACGAGGAGUGCUUCGACCAUACGCGAGAGGCAUUUUUACCCUCCUACACUAAUGUUUCCGGAAUGGUCUGCGAGAAUGAAUGGAGACUGGUCGGCCACGAAGAGAGGAACGAAGAGGCUAGCGAUCAGGCGGCCAACGAACUCUCGGAGAAAGCUGACCAGGCCGAGCAAGAGGAGGUGAAUAGACUUGCCGAAGGCACCGGAGACGAGCAGGAGGACAUCGGGUUUGCCGACUAG